CGGGAGGUUCUGAAGAGGGAAUGAGGCGGAAGUGAGGUGUACUAUGUGCUACUUUUAAAGAUGAAAAAGGGAAAGAAAAAAAACUAGAAACAAAAAAAUAAUACAUAUUUGUAUGGAAAAAAACGUGCCAGCAGAAUCAUAUAAUAGAAAAUAGGGGGGAAUGACUGUGCCACCUAGUCAGCAGUCACUGUCUGUUUUUUUGCUCCCUCAAGUUAUUCUCCCCGCAUUUAUAUAUUUCCCAAAGGGCUUAUUUCUUAUAAAGUUGUCAGAUUAUACUUUUUUUUACAUUUUUCUGAAAGACAUUUUCUUUCGAACUCUUAACUUGAAAUUCUUAGUCUUUAAUGACUUACUAAAACUAAUUGACUAAAAAACAUUCCAAAGCUCUAAAUUCUCUACAAGUCGUGAUUCCACCUUACCAUUUUAGUGAAAUCUUGCUUUAUCAAUCCUUUUUACUCAAUUCUCUAUUUUAUCCACACCCAAGUACAUAUAAUAAAAGAGGCUUAAACAUUGCUCUUUAAUUUUAUUUAAAAAAUAUUUUACUGAAGAAAAGGGCUUCUGACGAAACCGAUCCUUGACGAAACUUCUGUUACAUUUUUGCUUUUUGUUUAGUAGCACAUUUGAGUCUCAGGAGUAUUUCUUUUAUUCUACAGUUUUUAAGGUAUUUUUAUUUAAUUUUUUUAAGUAAAAGGUGCUAAAAUAAUGAACGUUGAAAUUGACUCAAUCGAAUUGACCGACCCCGUCCAGCACGAUAACGAUUCUAUGGCGAGUAAUCCAAAAAUUAAUCAUGAAAUGAAAGAUGGAACAAAAUCCACAGAUUUUGAGGAGACUGUUGACACUAAUGGAAUUUUACCAAAAUCGAGAUCUUGGAUUAAAUUAAAUGUUGGGGGAAAGUUAUUUAUGACGACAAUACAGACAUUGUGUCGUGAAAGUGGUUCUUUCCUCGCUCGUCUCUCACAAGAAGAUCGUUCAUUGCCAAGUGAGAAGGAUGAAUCUGGAUUUUAUUUAAUUGACCGUGAUUCUGAUUAUUUCUCUUCGGUGCUAAAUUAUCUUCGUCAUGGAAAAGUUAUUCUUGAUCAUGGACUUUCAGAAGAAGGUCUUCGCGAGGAGGCUGAAUUUUACAACUUGCCAAAAUUAAUAGCUCUCUGUAAGGAACGAAUUGCUGACCGUGAAAGACAACGGAAAUCAUUGACAAAACAUGUUUAUCGCGUCUUACAGUGUCAUGAAGAUGAAUUGACUAAUGUAAUCUCAGCAAUGUCCGAUGGUUGGAAAUUUGAACAGCUUGUUCCAAUAGGCCAAUCAUCACAUCCAAGUGAAUCUGGCCAACCAGAAUAUUUGUGUGUAGUUUCUCGAGAAUAUCCAGUUUCUGCUAAUGAUGGACAAAAUAACGAGGCUGUGUCUGAUCGAGCACAAUUUUUGCAAAUGAAAGCAAUGAAUGGUUAA
Meloidogyne enterolobii is the source of this 1440-nucleotide messenger RNA. NCBI's taxonomy places the organism in Eukaryota, Metazoa, Nematoda, Chromadorea, Rhabditida, Meloidogynidae. The record is from the annotation of a GenBank genome assembly.